Molecule: messenger RNA, 3980 nt
Organism: Galleria mellonella (greater wax moth)
Lineage: Eukaryota; Metazoa; Arthropoda; Insecta; Lepidoptera; Pyralidae
Gene: AMPKalpha
Product: 5'-AMP-activated protein kinase catalytic subunit alpha-2
Exons: 7
Coding region: 229-1839 (536 amino acids)
Biological process (GO): protein phosphorylation; intracellular signal transduction
Cellular component (GO): cytoplasm
Molecular function (GO): ATP binding; protein serine/threonine kinase activity
Source: RefSeq, a predicted model, not a curated record
AUGACAAUGACAGUAGAUCAUUUGACAUGUUGUUAGAAUUUUAAUUAAAUAAAUUUAAUAAAUGCGUAAAAUUGUAACUAUAAAAUUAAUAAAUAAAUUAUAUACAUAAACUUAAAUAAAUUUCAAUUUUUAUAAUUUCAUUAAAAUGUGCUUAACAAAUUUUACGUUAUUGAAAGCGUGACUGUUCUUCAGAGUAUUUUUUCUCAUGAAGUGCUUUAGCUAAGAAAAAUGUCUGAAAAGCCAGUGGUAGUGAGUGGCACCCAGCCAAUCGUCAAGAUUGGUCACUAUACCCUGGGUACUACCUUAGGAGUGGGUACAUUCGGUAAAGUAAAGAUAGGAGAACACCAAUUGACCAAGCACAAAGUGGCUGUGAAAAUCCUUAAUAGACAGAAGAUCAAGUCUCUGGAUGUCGUCGGCAAGAUUAAACGUGAAAUACAAAACCUUAAGCUGUUCAGACAUCCCCAUAUUAUAAAAUUAUACCAGGUAAUUUCAACACCCACGGACAUUUUCAUGAUUAUGGAAUAUGUUUCUGGUGGGGAGUUAUUUGACUAUAUAGUGAAACGAGGCAAACUCCAAGAGCAUGAAGCACGGAGAUUCUUCCAGCAAAUCAUCUCUGGGGUGGACUACUGUCACCGCCACAUGAUUGUGCACAGAGACUUGAAGCCAGAGAACCUGCUGUUAGACCACAAUAUGCAUGUAAAAAUUGCAGACUUUGGAUUGUCUAAUAUGAUGAUGGAUGGAGAAUUUUUAAGAACUUCCUGUGGAUCACCUAAUUAUGCUGCACCUGAGGUUAUAUCAGGAAAAUUGUAUGCUGGUCCAGAGGUAGAUGUUUGGUCAUGUGGAGUAAUUUUAUAUGCAUUGCUUUGCGGCACGUUGCCCUUCGACGAUGAGCAUGUACCAACACUGUUCCGGAAGAUCAAGUCUGGAAUAUUCCCCAUACCUGAAUAUCUAAACAAGAGUGUUGUUAGUCUACUAUGCAUGAUGUUACAAGUGGAUCCGAUGAAGAGGGCUAAUAUUGAAGAUGUAAAGAAACACGACUGGUUCCAGAAGGAUCUUCCUGGAUACUUAUUUCCGUCUCCUGUUGAACAAGACAGCAGCGUAAUUGAUACAGAGGCGAUAUCAGAAGUGUGUGACAAGUUCGGCGUGAAGGAGCACGAGGUGCACAACGCGCUGCUCAGCGGCGACCCACACGACCAGCUCGCGAUCGCGUACCAUCUCAUCAUAGACAACAAGCGCAUAGCUGACGAGGCCGCCAAGGCCGAAAUUAAGGAUUUCUAUGUGGCCAGCCAGGCGGCGGCGGCGGGCGCGGCGGCGGGCGGCGCGGCGGCGGGCGGCGCGGCGGCGGGCGGCGCGGGCGCGGCGGAGGCUGCGCGGCCGCACCCCGAGCGCAUCGCCCCGCUGCGGGACAGCGGCGCGCCGCCCGCGCACGACAAGGCGCAGCGCGGCACGCCCGUCAAGAGAGCCAAAUGGCAUCUUGGCAUCAGAUCACAGAGCAAACCAAAUGAUAUAAUGCUGGAAGUAUUCCGCGCUAUGAAAGCUCUCGACUACGAGUGGAAAGUCAUCAAUCCCUAUCAUGUUCGGGUACGGACUCUGAAUAAAAUGACUGAGAAGUAUGUGAAAAUGUCUCUGCAACUAUACCAAGUGGACUACAAGUCAUAUCUGCUGGACUUCAAGUCCCUGUCUGGAGAAAAAGAAGAUACGGACGAAGAAGCCGCAUCUCCUCUGGCACCCCCGCCGCCCCUCGCCCCUCCAGCGAGCGGACCCCCUCAGCCGACUGGUCACCACACCAUGGAGUUCUUUGAAAUGUGUGCAGCAUUAAUUAUACAACUUGCUCGAUAGAAUGUAUUUAGAAUUAGCAAGGUUGAUCAACUGUUUACACGCAACUUCUAUAUUUUGUCUCGGACAACUAAUUCUAACUAACAAAUAUCCCAGUUAUUGUAAGCCGUGAAUCCGUGAAGCCAUGAUCUAUCGAUCAUUGUGGAUCAUCAUCACAAAAUUACAUACUAUGCUCUAAACAUUGAGUACAUGAGUUAUUAAUUAAUUGUAAAUCAUGAAUACAAAGAUAUAACAUAUGUAGACCAUGAUUAUAUGUGUAUAUAUAUGGUGCCCAUAGUUGAUUGAGUCAUGAUCUGCAAUGAUUGGGCCAUAAUUCGUAAUUCUGUGAUUAAGGUUCAAAAUGGUGGACUCAUGGUUCACAGUAAGUAGCAUAUAGUCUGCUAUUAUUUACUCCUAGUCCGCAAUGAAUAUGUAUAAAUUUUUGAUUAUUUUGUUAGAUUAGGUCACGCAGACUUAUUGUAAAUGUAGGUAGGUAGUCUUUUAAAAAAAUAUUUUUGUUUUUUAAAACUUGACUAGAAUUAUGAGCUAAGCUCCAUAUACUAUAAUAUUCAAAAAUUUGUUUACCAUAGUAACAAGCAUAAUAUUGAUGUGAAUAUUAUAUAUUUCUUCUAUUUUAUCCUAUUUGGCAUAACACAUAAGUUAUAUAAAAGCAUAACUUUAUAAUACUAGAAAAAAAUUAAUAUCCAACCCUAAAUCCCAAGUGACACCAAGACUUUUAAGCAAUAUUUUAGGAAAGUAUUUAUUUAUUAAUAACCAGAUGUCUUAGAAAAAUAUAUACUCGUAUUUCAUUGUCUAUGAAAUAAGGCAAUUAUCCUCAUGUGUUGCCACUACAAUUACCUGUCAUUUAGAAAUGGUUUUAUUCGAACGUUUAUUGAAUGAUGGCAAUGCGUUCUAUCGAUAUAGUUUGAGUUUAUCGCAAAGUUCACUUGAUAAUUUUUCACUAUUUCUUACAAUUUUAGAUUUAAUACAUUCCCAUAGUGUUGAUAACAUACACAGAUAUAUAUUAAAAUAAUAGCUACAUAUGCAUGUACUUUGCAUAUCAAUUAUGAACCCUAAAUGAGAUGCAAUACAGCUUAGAUUUCGAUACCUUCGUUAUCUAUAUAAAAAUUAUACUUAAAAAAAAAUAGAGAAUUUGCAUAAGCGACAGAGUGGAUACUUUGUAAUACACUUAGCUUACAUAUAAGUUGAGGUAUUUACAGCGUCGAUUUCAAUGAAAUAUAGAAAGUAGUAAUAUAAAUACAUGUAUACUACAUACAAUUGAAAUAUUAGCAAAUAUUUUCUUGCAGUGUCCAAUAUAUAUGUAUAUACAGAAAUUUGUGUCGCCUAAAAAUAAUAUUUAAUCUUUACUAAUAUUCUUAAACUGUCCUGAAGAUUUGAAAUUACUGCAAAAUAUGGCAAAUGUAUAAUAUUAACAUUAAGACUAACUUAUUAUCUUGAAUAAAUUAUUUAUAAAAUCAGCGGCCUUAUAACAGUUUAUUUUUAUAGCAAUAAAUGGUAAAGGUUAGCUGUGUAAUUGAUUAGAGAACAUGGAAAGUAGAAUAGACUAACGCAUUAAUGUUUUAAACAUAAAACAAUGUACAAAUUUAUAUUUUAUUACUGUACAGCUUUAUUUGAGUGUGUAGUGUGUAUAUAUACAAGGUAUAGCGGAAAGCAUAUAACGGUCGAUUCCCAGCAAUAGCGUCUGUUCGAGUAUGAAAAUAAUUUUGAAUCAAUUAUGGCCGUUUUCACCGGCCUCUAGAUAAGAAUAAAAUAUAGUGCGGUAACUACGUGUCUGAGAUAGAGAAAAAAUGCCGCGUAAUUUUGUGAUACCGAAGAGGCCGAUGCGAAGUUACUUAAAGUGCCUUGUGAGUGAAUCUUUUGCCUUGUGAGUGAAUUUUUGUAUGUUACUCUUAAAUAUUCUGUGGUUUUCGGUUGUGCCCCCAGAUGUCCGUUGUCGGAUUUCAAUUAAUACAAAAUGCUUAUACAAUCCGCGCGGAGUUGGUAUAUUUUCAAAAAUAUUUUCAUAUUUCGACUAAUGUCCCUUGAAGAAAGUUGUUUAGUACUAUAACUGGGUUUAGAAUUAUUAUAUUCUUUUCAUAAUAUUCUGUAUAUAGUAUAGUUGCCAGUUUUAGUUCUGUUAAUAAUUAACAUUUCUCAAACAACAA